Protopolystoma xenopodis is the source of this 696-nucleotide messenger RNA. NCBI's taxonomy places the organism in Eukaryota, Metazoa, Platyhelminthes, Monogenea, Polystomatidea, Polystomatidae. The record is from the annotation of a GenBank genome assembly.
UCGGAGGCACCGGGGCUCCCGAGUCGUCGGGCCAAAUCAGAGGGUGGAGUCGCGUCUUGCACUGGUAGGCCGAAGGAAACGAACCAAGCCAGACAAAAGGGUACCGGCGAAACCGACAAACAGGCAUGGUUUCUCCAAGACCACCGUAAGUCGGAGGCUUACCCUCGCCAGCUGCAAAGAUUAGCAUUGCUCGACUGUCUCCAGAAGCACAAGCUCCCCUUUUAUCAACGAUGCCUUGUCAAGCCGACUAAACAAAUCGGAUGUACACCAUCACUUGUCCGAAGGUACAGAAAAAAAUUUCGAGUUAUCACUCCCCUUGGACGAGCACAAUUAAAGAGUCUCGAUGACUAUCUUGAAUAUGGCCCAGUUACACCAAGCCAUUCUGCAAUACCUCCUUGUCUCCCUGAACCGUAUCCAAAAUCAGUUUGUCUUCGACUGGACAGGCUCAUCAACUGCCGUCGAGAACUGCAACAGACCUCUAUUAAUGAGAAUAUGAUUGACCAACUUCACGUGCCAGCGGGCAAUUUGGACGCUGUCCUGGAGGCCUAUGAUCAACUGACGAGGCUGCUCCUACUCAGCCGGCCGCUUGACCACUCUGCCAUGGUGACUGGGGCUUCGACGACGAUGACGAGAGUCAGGCGAGAAGAGAGCAGAGAAUUGGAGGAUCGACAAUUGCUCGACAGUCUAGGCAAGUGA